This is a messenger RNA of Myiozetetes cayanensis, 2304 nucleotides long. Its product is annotated as sterol 26-hydroxylase, mitochondrial. Gene Ontology annotation, cellular component: mitochondrial inner membrane. The transcript is spliced from 9 exons. Gene Ontology annotation, molecular function: heme binding; monooxygenase activity; oxidoreductase activity, acting on paired donors, with incorporation or reduction of molecular oxygen. Gene Ontology annotation, biological process: cortisol metabolic process; cholesterol metabolic process; C21-steroid hormone biosynthetic process. The coding region runs from base 16 to 1863 and encodes 615 amino acids. The record is from RefSeq and is a predicted model, not a curated record. Lineage: Eukaryota; Metazoa; Chordata; Aves; Passeriformes; Tyrannidae.
CACAAGGUGCGCGGUAUGCACUGCCCGGUGCCCGCGGAGCAACAGCCCCGUACCCAGUGCGCAGCAGCCGGCACCGCGGCCGGUACCCGUUGCGCGGCGCACGGGGUGCGCGAUUCUCCAUUCGCAGUGCGAGGUACCCAGUGCGCCGUGCCCGGUGCGCGAUGCUCGAUCCCCCGUGCGCCGUGCCCGGUGCCGGUGUCCGGUUGCCGCCCCCGCGCCGCCCCCCGCACCGCCCCCGGUGCCGCCCCCCGCCACCCCCGGUGCCUCCCCGCCCCGCUCCGUCCCGUGCGCUGCCGACGGAGCAUGGCGGGCUCGAGCGGCGGGGCCCGGCGGCCGCUGCUGCCGCUGCUCCUGCACCCCCGCCCGCCGCCCUGCAGCAGCCCGGGACCGCCGCGCAGGACCGGGGGCUCGGCGGCGGCGGCGGCGGCGGGGCCGGCGCGGCUGAAGGGACCGGAGGAUCUACCGGGGCCGGGGCUGCUCCGGACUUUCGUCUGGCUGUUCCUGCGGGGCUACUUGCUGCACACGCACCGGCUGCAGGUGAUGUCCCGACGCCUUUAUGGCCCUAUCUGGAAGUCGACCUUCGGGCAUUAUAGGAACAUCAACAUUGGGAGCCCAGUGGUGCUGGAGCAGCUGCUGCGGCAGGAGGGCAAGUACCCCAUGCGGAGUGACAUGGCCCUGUGGAAGGAGCACCGGGACACUCGCAGCCUGCCCUAUGGACCCUUCACUGAGGAAGGGGAGCGCUGGUACCGCCUGCGCCAGGUCCUCAACAAACGGCUGCUGAAGCCGUCAGAGGCAGUGCUGUACGCGGAUGCCAUCGGGGAGGUGGUGUCAGACCUGAUGGUGCGGCUGCGGGAGGAGCGGAGCCGCAGCUCCUCAGGGGUGCUGGUGGAGGACGUGGCCAACCUGCUCUACCGCUUUGCCCUCGAAGGGAUCUCCUAUAUCCUCUUCGAGACCCGCAUUGGGUGCCUGAAGCAGCAGGUCCCUGCCGAGACCCAGCGCUUCAUUGACUCCAUCAACCUCAUGUUCAAGAACUCCAUCUUCGCCACCGUCCUGCCCCGAUGGAGCCGCAAGGUGCUGCCCUUCUGGGACCGCUACUUGAACAGCUGGGACACCAUCUUCGCCUUUGGCAAGACCCUGAUUGACCGAAAGAUGGAGGAGCUGGAGGGGCAAGUAGAGCGCGGCAAGGAGGUGUCCGGCUACCUGAGCUACCUGCUGGCCAGUGGCAGACUCAGCCUGGAUGAGGUCUACGGCAGCGUGGCCGAGCUGCUGCUGGCUGGUGUGGACACGACCUCCAACACACUGUCCUGGGCCUUGUACCACCUCUCCCGGGACCCAGGCAUCCAGGAGACCCUGUACCAGGAGCUGAAAGCUGUUGUGCCUGCCAACCGGUUUCCUGCUGCUGAGGAUAUCCCCAAGUUGCCGAUGCUUCGGGCCAUUAUCAAGGAGACACUGAGGGUCUACCCCGUGGUGCCCACCAACGCCAGGGUCUUCUAUGAGAAGGACAUUGUCAUCGGAGACUACCUCUUCCCCAAGAAUACCCUCUUUGUCCUGGCCCACUACGCGAUGUCCCACGAUGAGACCUACUUCCCUGAGCCUGAGCGAUUCCUGCCCCAGCGCUGGCUCCGCGGAUAUGGGUCCCCCCAUCACCCCUUCAGCUCCAUCCCCUUUGGCUACGGGGUUCGUGCCUGUGUUGGACGCCGCAUUGCUGAGCUGGAGAUGCACCUGGCCCUCGCCAGGAUCAUCCAAGCAUUCGAGGUGCGGCCAGACCCCCGUGGCGUGGAGGUGACAUCUGUGUCCCGCAUUGUCCUGGUGGCCGACAAGCCCAUCAAUCUGGAGUUCAUUGCUCGUCCGGAAGCCCCCUGACUGCACGUCCACCCCUGACCCUGGGUGCCAAAUGGAGAACCCCCGCUGCCCCACAGGGAGGGGCAGGCAGAAGGCAAAACCAUCCUCUGCCCAGCUUGGGUCAGGGGGCUCCCACCCCCACUGUGGGGAAGACGAAGAGGAUAAGAGACUGUCCCCAAAUUGCCCCUGGGGCACUAGUAGCCCCCUACCCCAAAUCAGCGGGAGGCUUGGGGAACUGCUGUGCCUUUCACACACUUCAGGGGUUGUUGUGUUGCCCCUAUCCCAUGCCCAGCUGGGCUGUGUUGGGGACCUGGGAGCUCUGUCAGGGCAGGGGGGAAGCAGGGAGGGGUUUUGCAGCCAUUUGGUGUCUCCUUCGUCCUGUCCUUGUGUAGCUGCGCGUGGAUCUGUGCCUGGAGCCAGGACAUCUGGGUCCUUUCUGAACAGCUGAUCUUGGCCUCAGAA